CGUGUUGGCGUCGUGCUUCGAGCCCCAGCGCGCAUGCGUCAGGUCUGGAGUUGAAGUAUCCAACAUGUCGCUGGAAGACCCGUUCUUUGUAGUCAAGGGGGAGGUCCAGAAGGCGUUGUCUCGUGCCAGGAGCCUUUACGAACGCUGGGAGGAGCUUCUGGAGGAUGGCACUCAGGUGAGCAAAGAUGAGCUGGACUGGAGCACCAAUGAACUGAGGAACUGUCUCAGAGCCAUAGACUGGGACCUGGAGGACCUGAGUGAAACCAUCAGCAUCGUUGAGUCCAACCCGGGGAAGUUCCGUCUGGUGGAGAAUGAACUGCAGGAGAGGAGAGACUUUGUGGAGCGGACACGGCAGGCCGUACAGGAGAUGAAGGAGCAACUCUCCAGUCCCUCUGUUGUGGCCCAGGCAGAGAAGAAGAACAGACAGGCUCUGUUGGGUGCGUCGGAGCAGGACAGGUCUGAUGGUCUGGAGCCUCACCUGGUGUCGGCUAACUCCAGAUACAUCCAGGAUCAACAGGAACAACAACAGUUGAUAAUGGAGGACCAGGAUGAGCAGUUGGAGCUGGUGACAGGAAGCAUCAGAGUACUGAAAGACAUGUCAGGACGUAUCGGAGAUGAACUAGACCAGCAGGCUGUUAUGCUAGGAGAGUUUGGAGAGGAGAUGGACCAGACAGGUUCUCGGAUGGACUCUGUCCUCAAGAAGAUGGAGAAAGUCUCCCACAUGACCAGCAGUAGGAGACAGUGGUGUGCCAUAGGAGUGCUGGUGGUCAUCAUGAUAGUGGUUCUCAUCCUCUUCUUCACCCUCUGAGUACGGACCUCUCUUCUAUACACAGCUCUUCCACACUCACCCACUCCUUCCUGGGGAUGAUGAAAUGGAUGGAUGGAGGAAUCCAUAAAGGAAAAGGGGAAUCCAAUCCAACCCUCGUCGUUCCUUUGUCAUAGAGGGGAUUCAGUCUCUGAAAAAUCUAUGUUUUCUUUCUGUUACUCAUCACUUUAUCUUCUUUCUCUCUAUCGCUCUCUCUCCCCCCGUUUUCCUCCUCCUCUUUCCCACCUCUCUCUCUCACCACCCAUAUCAGAGGAGUGAACAGCAGUGAGAUGACGGUGACAUUAUAUAUUCAGGCAAAGCGAAGGUGUCUAUUUUAUGUGUGUGAAUGAUGGUACAGACUUGGAAUGUUUGGGAUGGGAAUGAGAGGUGGUUGAGAGGGAAGGGAGGGUGAUGUCAAUGUUGCCUUAUCUAUUUUUAUACAUCUAUGAGAUGAUCUAUGGUCUUCAUCCCAAAUAGAGCCCUAUUCCCUACAUAGUGCACUACUUAGGAUUGGUGAAAUCCCCUAGAUCCUAGAUCAGUUGUUAGGUAAACUUCUACCUUGAGCCAAAUCGUCUGGCCCAUUGGAAUAGCUUUAUCAUAGGAGGUAGAAGUUACCCCUCGACACGUUUUAUGUAGUUUCCCCUUAUGGAUAAAGUAAGGGUUUGAGGCUAGAGAUCUGAUCACAGAUCUGUGGAUAUGGGAAAGUUCAAGCCUAUUGUGAUAACUUUACCAUAGUAACAGUUGGAGUUCUGGGUUGCUGGGCAGGACAUUAGCAGCACAGCGAGCUAAUUUGAAGCUCUUUCGCCACCUAGUGGACAUUUAUGGUUAUGUCCACAUUUCAUAAUGUUAGAUACCAGACUUGUGUGAUGUGAUGGCCCGUUUUUACCGUUUUGGAGGAGUGCUGAUAUAGGAUCAGUUUUGCCUCCUACUCUGAGACGCUUUAUGAAUAUGACCCUGAAGUGCAUUUUAUAAUAUUGUGUAAAUAAAUAUAAAUUGAAUGCUUUACAUGCUUGAAA
This is a messenger RNA of Coregonus clupeaformis (lake whitefish), 1821 nucleotides long. RefSeq names its product syntaxin-10 (gene stx10). Gene Ontology annotation, biological process: Golgi vesicle transport. The record is from RefSeq and is a predicted model, not a curated record. The coding region runs from base 65 to 808 and encodes 247 amino acids. The transcript is spliced from 9 exons. Gene Ontology annotation, cellular component: membrane. NCBI's taxonomy places the organism in Eukaryota, Metazoa, Chordata, Actinopteri, Salmoniformes, Salmonidae.